GGCCCGCUUCGACACAGCAGCAACAACAACAAACAAACGGCCCUCUUCAGGGCCACCCAAUUGCUUACUGCAAAGGCUUUGCACUGCGUUGAAACCCAAACGCGAGCUGUUGGAUGCGCAUAAGAGCAAGUAAGUUUUGCUGGGGGCACAUUUCUUGGGCUGGCGUGAGCACGGGGCCUUUAUUGUCGUGCGUGGCGCGCGCUCUUCGUAGUGCUCUCGUUGUCCCAAACGCCCAAGGAGUUUGCCGCCAGCGAAACGGGAAGCGAACGUUUCCCAUGAUGCUCAUAAGCGACAGUGCUAAUAAACAGAAGGAAAGGUGCCUUUUCUUUUCUUUUUUUUUUUUUUUUACACGCGCCAAAGCGGUGUGUUUUGUUCCAUCAGGUUUUUAAAAAUUUAAAGCGGAUCCCUUAGCUGCAUAGGUGAUUGAAUAACUGACUAAAUAAAUGAAUGAAGGAAUAAAUAAAUAAAACGAGUGAACGGGAAGCGCGGCAUUCGACCGACCGCUCCGGAAUUCCGAGAGCCGCCAGCCAUGGCGCGGUUCUGUCUGUAUGUUGACGCGCUUUUGCACAAAAGGGGACGGCGAGAAGACCAUGUUACCGUUAACAAGACAGACGACGACUAAUAUUAACGAUAAAUAAAUAAAGGGGUGGGAGGUAACGUUGUCACCACUCGAGCGACAGGAAAAGGCGCAAACGCGCCGUCAUGCAUGCAAGAAACAGGACACAAAGCAGAUUCAGGGUUUUUUCUACUCGCAGUGCGCUAGCCCACCGUGACAAACAUGUGGUGGUCCUGAAAAGGACCGUUUUGUGUUCUUCCUCGCGGUGUCCGGUAGGCUUAGGCCUUCUUCUCCGUCUUCUUGGGCAGGAGGACGGCCUGGAUGUUGGGCAACACGCCACCCUGCGCGAUGGUGACGCCCGACAGCAGCUUGUUCAACUCCUCGUCGUUGCGGAUGGCCAGCUGGAGGUGACGGGGGAUGAUCCUCGUCUUCUUGUUGUCGCGAGCGGCGUUGCCCGCCAACUCGAGCACUUCAGCAGCGAGGUAUUCGAGCACGGCGGCCAGGUAAACGGGGGCGCCUGCUCCCACACGCUCGGCGUAGUUGCCCUUGCGCAGGAGACGAUGAAUACGACCGACGGGAAACUGGAGCCCUGCCCUGCUGGACCGGGUCUUGCUCUUUCCCUUGGCUUUUCCACCUUUUCCACGACCUGACAUGAUGUUGACGCUAGAGAGGUUAACGACAGACUGGCCGAAGCCACUAAGCAAUGCUGGCGAGCAUUUUGCGGCGCCUGCCGGCAUUCGGGAGACGCGCGGUCACGUGGCGGAGAAAGCGCACCAAUGGCGGGCCGCUCACGGCGCGACUGAGCCCGGCGGGAAGCAGCGAAUGGCGUUCCCGCGUACGGUUCCCCGAAAAGCAAGGCUUGCAGCGAGCGACGGGCGGUUCGAGAAGGGAAACGGGCAUUCCUCUCCGAGUACGUUGCUGGAAGCACUGCCAUCAUGCCACCCCAACCUUCGGGCAAAGCGGUCAAGAAGGCCGGCAAGGCGCAGAAGAACGUCCGUGCCACGGACAAGAAGAAGAAGAAGCGCAGGAGGAAGGAGAGCUUCAGCAUCUACAUCUACAAAGUCCUGAAGCAGGUACAUCCCGACACGGGCGUUUCCAGCAAGGCCAUGUCCAUCAUGAACAGCUUCGUGAACGACAUCUUCGAGCGCAUCGCUGCCGAGUCCUCGCGCCUGGCGCACUACAACAAGCGGUCGACCAUCACCAGUAGGGAGAUACAGACCGCCGUGCGCCUGCUGCUGCCCGGCGAGCUGGCCAAGCACGCCGUGUCCGAAGGUACCAAGGCCGUCACCAAGUACACGAGCUCCAAGUAAGCUGCGGUUCGACCACCACCCAGAACAACCAAAGGCCCUUUUCAGGGCCACCCCAAAUGCUUUCCGCAGGGGCGGAGCGUUCUUGCGUGACAUGUAGAAAAAACCCAAAAUGCUCUUGUGUCUGUCUGUGUGUGUGUGUGUGUAUGUAUGUCUCUGUCUGUGCGCGCCUGACUCUUUGCUUUUUUCUUUAUUUGUUUGCGUACGUACGUAUGUAUGUAUGUAUUUAUUUAUUUACUGGUGUGCUCCCUUUUCUUUCGUGUGGUGCGACGCCACGGCAGAAUAAUAAUAAUAAUAACAACAGUAAUAAAGAGGGAGCGACACAAAUAAAUUAGCAGACAAGCGGGAGUGAUACAAAAAAAAAAAAAAAAAACAGAAUACAAGCAAGCAACACAUAAAUAAAUAAAUAAAUACACAAACACAAUGCGCACGAAACUGCAAACCGUUGCGCUCGCGCCAAUGACGCGCGGAGUGCGAAAACAAUAGUGGAAAUUAAAGGAAGAGAGAGAAAGAAUAACAGGAGGCACUGUUGCAGGCAGCGAAAAUCAUGCGGACACAGUGAACGACUAGGAAAAAAAAGAAGAAAAAAAAGAAAA
Molecule: messenger RNA, 2459 nt
Organism: Ornithodoros turicata
Lineage: Eukaryota; Metazoa; Arthropoda; Arachnida; Ixodida; Argasidae
Product: histone H2B
Exons: 1
Coding region: 1492-1866 (124 amino acids)
Cellular component (GO): nucleosome
Molecular function (GO): DNA binding; protein heterodimerization activity; structural constituent of chromatin
Source: RefSeq, a predicted model, not a curated record